Messenger RNA from Nothobranchius furzeri (turquoise killifish), 10275 nucleotides. It is a transcript of the gene plxna2, whose product is annotated as plexin A2. The record is from RefSeq and is a predicted model, not a curated record. Gene Ontology annotation, molecular function: protein binding; semaphorin receptor activity. Gene Ontology annotation, biological process: semaphorin-plexin signaling pathway involved in axon guidance; positive regulation of axonogenesis; regulation of GTPase activity. Lineage: Eukaryota; Metazoa; Chordata; Actinopteri; Cyprinodontiformes; Nothobranchiidae. Gene Ontology annotation, cellular component: plasma membrane; semaphorin receptor complex.
CGCACGCACACACACACACACACACACACACACACACACACACACACACACACACACACACACACUCACUCACACACACACACACACACACACACACACACACACACACACACACACACACACACACACACACACACACACACACACACACACUCACUCACACAGUAAGUCUGAUGGAGCUGCCAGUCUGUGGGAGUCCUGCAAAGCCUUGAGAGGAGGAAGGAGCCACGCUGCGGGUCUGAACCGACGCUGUGCAAUUCUUCCCCCGGCGGAUGAUGGCGAGCCUACCCGCGGCUUGGAGGCUCCUUCGCGCACCGUAGAGCCACCAGCGGAGGACGCAGCGUGCCGAACCGGAGGAAUGCGCCGCCGCACCGACGCGGUCCGGUGAAGUUACCGUCAUUAGGGAGGUCAGCUCGGAUGGUGACGGGGCGCUUCUCCGCCGCAAAGUUUACGCGCUGCAUCCGCAAUUAGAAACGAAAAUCAAGGUCUCCGGUUGAGUGAAUGACGGCAGCGCUUAACAGGUCCUUCACGCUGAGUUAGCCUUCAUCUGAGGAACGUGAGGAGGAACACCGACUGUAAAGCAGCUUAAAGAGACACUUUACCGUUAAAGCGUUUUUGGAUGAAUUUAUUUCCCUUCUCCUUGGGGAUGUGAGCGCAUCAGCUGGGAUCCACAGAGGACAGCAGGCGCGCUGACUGGAGGGAAACCGGACUACCGGGACAUCCAGUUCAAAUGAAGAGAAACACGUGAAGACCCUUGUGAAGGUUUAUCCUGGAAGUUAGCCUUCACUGAGAAAGAGUCAAAGGUCACUGCCUCUAAUCCUCUCAUCCAUUUCCUCUGCUUACUCGGCAGUUUUCUUAGAAGCUUGUUAAAAAUGGAAGACCUGCAGGUCAAAGGGAGAACUUUAUCACCUCAGUCCAAGUCAGGAGGAAUAGCUGCUCUUUUAGGCUUCUGGCUUUUAGUAAUUCCUGCCAUCACCGAUGGGCAGACCUUCACUAGUUUUCACCCUGAACGACGAGACUGGGCUUUUAACCACUUGACAGUUCACCAAACCACAGGCUCGUUGUACAUUGGAGCGGUCAACCGUAUCUACAAGCUCUCAGGCAAUCUUACCCUCCUUGUUUCUCAUGACACAGGUCCAGAGAAUGACAAUAAGGCCUGCUACCCCCCUCUGAUUGUUCAGCCCUGUUCUGAACCACUUGUCUCCACCAACAAUGUAAACAAGCUUCUCCUUAUUGAUUAUUCCCAAAAUCGGCUUCUGGCCUGCGGCAGCCUCUACCAGGGUGUGUGUAAGCUCCUCAGACUGGAUGACCUUUUCAUUUUGGUGGAGCCCUCCCACAAGAAGGAGCACUACCUCUCCAGCGUUAACCAGACAGGGACCAUGUAUGGGGUCAUUGUCCCGUCACAGGGCCAAGAUGGCACCUUGUUCAUUGGCACAGCAGUAGACGGCAAGCAGGAUUACUUUCCCACGAUCUCCAGUCGGAAACUCCCACGUGAUCCAGAAUCAUCUGCCAUGCUGGACUAUGAGUUGCACACCGAUUUUGUGUCCUCCCUCAUUAAAAUACCAUCAGACACUCUGGCACUCGUCUCCCACUUUGACAUCUACUAUGUCUACGGUUUUGCAAGCGGCAACUUUGUUUACUUCCUGACUGUCCAGCCGGAGACACCAGAGAACAGCAUGUCGUCGAGCGGAUCCGGCAGUGAUCUCUUCUACACGUCUCGCAUCGUUCGCCUCUGCAAAGACGACCGCAAGUUUCACUCCUACGUCUCCUUGCCUGUCGGUUGUGUGAAGAACGGCAUUGAGUACCGGCUACUGCAAGCUGCCUACCUCGGCAAACCGGGUCGCAUUCUCGCAGCCUCGCUCAACAUCAGUCCCCAAGACGAUGUUCUCUUCACCAUCUUCUCUAAAGGCCAAAAGCAGUUCCAUCGGCCACCGGAUGACUCAGCGCUCUGCGUCUUCACCAUUCGAGACGUCAAUGCACGAAUCAAGGAGCGCCUGCAGUCCUGUUACCAGGGGGAAGGAAACCUGGAGCUCAACUGGCUGCUUGGGAAGGAUGUGCAGUGCACAAAAGCGCCGGUGCCUAUUGACGAUCUCUUCUGCGGUCUGGACAUCAACCAGCCGUUGGGCGGUUCUCAGCUGGUGACCGGCCACACGCUCUACACCGAGACUCGAGAUCGCAUGACCUCGGUGACUUCCUACGUCUACAAUGGUUACUGCGUGGCUUUUGUGGGCACCAAGAGUGGACGUCUGAAGAAGAUUCGUGCCGACGGGCCUCCUCAUGGCGGCGUCCAGUACGAGACCGUAUCGGUCAUAAAAGACGGCAGCCCCAUCCUCAGAGACAUGGCCUUCUCUCUCGACCGCAACUUCCUCUACGUGAUGUCUGAGAGACAGGUGACACAGGUUCCCAUCGAGUCAUGUGAGCAGUACGGGACCUGUGGGGAAUGUCUGAGCUCCGGGGACCCGCACUGUGGCUGGUGUGUUCUACACAACAUAUGUUCUCGGAGGAAUCACUGUGAGCGGGCAGACGAGCCGUACCGCUUCGCCGCCUCUCUCGGCCAGUGUGUGACGGCCACCGUCUAUCCAGACAGCAUCGCUGUGUCAGAGCCGAGCGUUCCCCUGCUGGUGAAGGUGACUGAUGUUCCAGACCUUUCUGCUGGUAUAACCUGCUCCUUCGGUAACUUAACGGAGGUCGAGGGGCAAGUGAACGGCAACCAGAUACUCUGCGUGUCUCCUGCUGCUAAGGAUGUCCCCCUCAUACCCACUGACCAAGACUGGUCAGGCGUUGAGCUGAGGCUCAACUCUAAGGAGACCGGUCAGAUGCUCAUCAGCACUGAGAAGUUUUACAACUGCAGUGUCCACCAGCUGUGUCUUUCAUGUGUGAACAGUGCCUUCCGUUGCCAUUGGUGCAAAUACCGCAACUUGUGUACCCAUGACCCCUCCAGCUGCUCCUUCCAGGAGGGGCGAGUCAACACCUCUGAGGACUGUCCCCAGCUGGUGCCCUCGGAGGAGAUUCUGAUCCCAGCAGGGGAAGUGAAGCCAAUAACUCUAAAGGCCAAGAACCUGCCACAGCCCCAGUCUGGCCAGCGAGGUUAUGAAUGUGUCCUUCACAUCCAGGGCGUCAGCCAUCGAGUCACUGCCCUCCGCUUCAACAGCUCCAGCGUCCAGUGCCAGAACAGCUCAUAUCUGUACGAGGGAAUGAGGAUCAGUGAGCUGCCCGUGGAUUUCUCAGUGGUGUGGAACGGUAACUUCAUUAUUGAUAACCCAGAGAACAUACAAGUGCACCUGUACAAGUGCGCAGCCCAGCGGGACAGCUGUGGCAUGUGUCUGAAGGCAGACAGGAAGUUCCAGUGUGGCUGGUGCAGCGGAGAGGGGAGGUGUACCCUGCGGCACCACUGCCCUCUCAUCAACCCUUACACCACUCGCUGGCUGAACCUGUCCAGCAAGAGCGUGAAGUGUACCAACCCACGCAUUACUGAGGUGACUCCAGUGGCUGGACCCCCAGAGGGAGGAACCCGGGUCACCAUCUACGGCACAAACCUCGGUCUGACCUUCUCUGACAUGGUGGAUAAUGUUGAGGUGGCGGGUGUCAGAUGUGCGCCCGUAGAGGACGGCUACAUCAUCGCCGAACAAAUUGUGUGUGAGAUGGCUGAAGCUCCAGCAGAGAGCAGGCCCGGACCGGUCCAGCUGUGCGUCGGUGAAUGCAAACCGGAACUCAAGACUCGUUCCUCAGAGCUCUACUCCUUUGUGACUCCAACAGUCACGGGCCUGUCCCCCAGCAGAGGUCCGGAGUCUGGAGGCACUAAAGUCACCAUAAUGGGAGAAAACCUCGGUGCCGGCAGCAGUGUCAACGUUCAGUUUGGGAAUCAGACGUGCGAGUUCUUCGGGAGGACCAUGAAGGAGAUCCUGUGCUACUCCGCCCCAUCGCUGUCCGGGGUCGGCCCUGUUCAAAUCAGCGUCAGCGUGGAUCACGCCCAAAUCAGGGAGAGUCUGACCUUUGAGUACAUCGAGGACCCGACUGUUCUGCGGAUUGAACCCGACUGGAGCAUCGCAAGCGGUCACACUCCUCUGAUGGUGACGGGGACAAAUCUGGAUGUGGUGCAGGAGCCCAGAAUCCGGGUCAAGUACGCUGGCCGGGAGUCUGUUAACGUGUGUAAGGUGUUGAACACCACCAGUAUGAGCUGCUUUGCUCCCUCCCUCCUGGCGGAGUACCUUCCAGGCUUGGAUACAGUCAAACACGCUGACGAGUUUGGCUUCAUCUUCAACAACGUCCAGGCGCUGCUGGUCUACAACAACACCAACCUGCUGUACUAUCCGAACCCGUACUUUGAACCCCUGAGCACCACUGGAGUCCUGGAGCAAAAACCUGGCUCACCAAUUAUCCUCAAGGGCAGAAACCUGAUUCCCCUGGCGUCUGGAGGGGUGAAGCUUAACUACACGGUGCUGAUAGGAGAAACCCCCUGCUCUGUCACUGUGUCUGAGAGCCAGCUGCUGUGUGAGCCUCCUAACCUCACAGGACAGUACAAAGUCUUGGUUCAAGUGGGAGGCCUCCACAUGUCUCCAGGCGCGGUGCACAUCAUGUCUGACAGCCUGCUGACCCUUCCAGCCAUUGUUAGCAUCGCAGCAGGUGGAGGUCUCCUCCUCAUCAUCGUCAUCCUCGUCCUUAUCGCCUACAAGCGGAAGUCGCGAGAAAACGACCUCACCCUGAAGCGUUUGCAGAUGCAAAUGGACAACCUGGAGUCACGAGUUGCCCUGGAGUGCAAAGAAGCAUUUGCAGAGCUACAGACAGACAUCAAUGAGCUUACCAGUGACCUCGACAGAGCCGGUAUUCCCCAUCUGGACUACAGAACAUACGCCAUGAGAGUCCUCUUUCCCGGCAUAGAGGAUCAUCCUGUCCUCAGAGAACUGGAGGUUUCGGGCAAUGGCCAGCAGAACGUGGAGAAGGCCCUGAAACUGUUUGGUCAGCUCAUCAACAACAAAGUGUUCCUGCUCACAUUCAUACGGACACUGGAGAUGCAGCGUUCUUUCUCCAUGAGGGACCGCGGCAAUGUGGCCUCGCUCAUCAUGACAGCUCUGCAGGGGCGACUGGAGUAUGCCACCGAUGUCCUGAAACACCUGCUGUCAGACCUGAUAGACCGCAACCUGGAGAGCAAAAACCACCCCAAGCUACUCCUGCGCAGAACCGAGUCGGUUGCAGAGAAGAUGCUCACAAACUGGUUCGCUUUCCUCCUUCACAAAUUCCUCAAGGAGUGUGCCGGGGAGCCGCUGUUCAUGCUGUACUGCGCCAUCAAGCAGCAGAUGGAGAAGGGGCCCAUUGACGCCAUCACUGGAGAGGCCCGUUACUCCCUGAGUGAAGACAAGCUCAUCCGCCAGCAGAUCGAGUACAAAACCCUGAUUCUGAACUGUGUGAACCCGGACAACGAAAACAGCCCGGAGAUUCCAGUGAAGGUGCUGAACUGCGACACGAUUACCCAAGUGAAGGAGAAGAUACUUGAUGCCGUUUACAAGAACAUCCCUUACUCUCAGCGGCCACGAGCUGUCGACAUGGACCUAGAGUGGCGCCAGGGACGGCUGGCUCGCGUGGUGCUGCAGGAUGAAGACAUCACCACCAAGAUAGAAAACGACUGGAAGAGACUGAACACUCUCCUGCACUACCAGGUGUCGGACCGCAGUGUGGUGGCACUGGUGCCUAAGCAAACCUCAUCAUACAACAUCCCUCCAUCAGCCAGCAUAUCACGGGCCUCCAUCAGCCGAUACGACUCCUCUUUCCGCUACACCGGGAGUCCAGACAGCCUCCGCUCGCGUGCUCCCAUGAUUACACCGGACCUAGAGAGUGGUGUGAAGGUGUGGCACCUGGUGAAAAACCACGAGCACGGAGAUCAGAAGGAAGGAGAUCGAGGCAGCAAGAUGGUCUCUGAGAUUUAUCUGACCCGGCUGCUUGCUACUAAGGGUACGCUGCAGAAGUUUGUCGACGAUCUGUUUGAGACGUUGUUCAGCACAGUCCAUCGAGGGAGCGCGCUUCCUCUGGCUAUCAAGUACAUGUUUGACUUCCUGGACGAACAGGCAGAUAAACACGGCAUUUACGACACAGACGUGCGCCACACAUGGAAGAGCAACUGCCUUCCGCUGCGUUUCUGGGUGAACGUAAUCAAGAACCCACAGUUUGUGUUUGACAUUCAUAAGAGCAGCAUCACGGACGCCUGUCUCUCUGUGGUGGCUCAGACUUUUAUGGAUUCUUGCUCCACUUCAGAGCACCGACUGGGAAAAGACUCCCCGUCUAAUAAGCUGCUCUACGCUAAAGACAUUCCCAAUUACAAGAGCUGGGUAGAAAGGUACUACGCUGACAUCACCCGCAUGCCGGCCAUCAGUGACCAGGACAUGAAUGCUUAUUUGGCUGAACAGGCCAGGCUUCACUCCACGGAGUUCAACAUGCUCAGCGCUCUCAACGAGAUCUACUCCUAUGUCAGCAAGUACAGUGAGGAGAUCGUUUCGGCCCUGGAGCACGAGGAGCAGGCGAGAAAGCAGAGGUUGGCCUACAAAGUGGAGCAGCUGAUCUCGGCCAUGUCUCUGGAGAGCUGAGGGUGAGUCCUGCUAGAACGGAGACUGGACUCUGCAGGAACUCCCCCCCAAAAAGUCAUUACUUACCUCUCAUCGUGGGACCUUGAGCCACAAACUCGACCUGGGACCUCUGCAUCUACAGACGUAAAUUAAAACACUGAGCUGCUUUAGUUUGAUAUCCUGCCACCCAGCUUUUCGCGCUGGCACCCACGACAGGUUGGACAUCGAGGCUCUGCAGCCGGAAACGGGAGGGACGUCGACAAGGAAAGCGACAACGUGGCUUUUGUUUUGUUUUGCAUUGUUUUCAUUGAGUGUUGGUUUCUUUUUCUCAAGGGAUAUUUUUUGUAGAUUUGGCAGGAAAUUGCAUGAUGUGUGGGUGUUCACGUGUGUGGGUGUGCAUGAGUGCGCGUUAUAUUGAGGAAGACUCCCGCAAGACUGUGAAAGCAAACGGAGGAACAGGUUUAGCCUCUACAAAGGCACAACUCACUCCUGGGUGCGAAGCAGAGAAAACGAGGGAGGGGGACGAGUGAGCUCACGUCGGACGGCUGUGUGUGCAUUCUCAAUUCUCAGAUUUUAUUUUUGUACGCUGUAAAUGUGAGUAUUAUCAGUUGCAGUUAAAGAGGAAUUGAAAACAAUCCAGCGGGUGUCCCGGGUGACAUUGGACUGACGCUUCACUACAUGAAAAAUAACUGCUUCAUAUUUAAUCAGACGUGUACAGAAAACGUUGACCUCGUCUUUUAGAAGCCGAUGGAGCUCAUCUUGUUGGGGUCAAAGUUCAGCCAGCAUGCAUGCACCUAAACACGAGGAUGUUGACGGUGAUUUAGUUAGAGACAAAUCUGCAUCACUCUGGUGUCUUUAGCUGCCAGGUCCUCUGUGUAUGUACUGUUUUACAAUUACCAAUAAGUGUUUGUGAAUGUACUAUUUUUUUUGCUUUUUUGCUUGUUUAUGUGUCUGUUUGCAACAAAUUAGAGCUCAGUUGAGCUGAGCUUCGUCGAUAUUUGCUGCAGACCGUCCUGUGAAGAAGCCCUGAAUGCGUCCAACCUGUUUGGUAGUUUCAUUUUUGCUGGAGGAUCCUGUGACUCUGCAGCAUGGUGAGAAUGCCCCAAGCCCCCUGAAUUUUAUGCAUGCACGAUAUAACGCACCAGAACUAUAAAUGGGUCCGUUUUUAAAAAUAAAGUGCCAAUUAUUCAUGCCUAGGUUAGUUGGCCGGUGGAGAUUUGACUGUAUUCGAGGAAAGAUCUCAUCCAACCACCACUUAGCCCAGAUGAUGAGAACUCUGUGUGGGUCGAGUUUGACUAAGUGCCAAAAUAUUCUAGUGUUUCAAACUAACGUGUCAAAAUCGGUUUAUGCUUUACAGAGGACCUGUUUAGAGCUGGAAUGGUGUUUUCUGAAUGGUACGGAACAUGAUCAGAAGAAAGCCAGUUGCUAUCCGAAUGCAUCUCCUGACUGAAACCAAACAAGCCGAUUCAAGCUUCCAGAUGAAGCUGGACAGGAACAGAGAGCCGAUUUCAUUUUCUUCCAAUACAGUUUGCUUAUUGUUUCCAACAAGUACUUGAACAUAGGUAGUUUUAAAGGUUUUGUACAGUAAAUAGCAGUUGUGUGUGCUGAAAGCAUAGAAAAAUUGAGUGAAAGGUGCUUCUUUUCACCAUGGCCUUAGAUCCCCACCUGCUUUAUGCCCCUGAUCUUAUCGGAUCUGUGUCAGGGGCUUGGUCCUGUUGCGGGUUUUCAGCGAUACAUGGCCUCAGUGCUCAGCUGAGGAGUGUGAGAUGAAGUUAAAGGAAAGGUGAGGAGGGUACGGCCCAGCUGAGGCAGGCAUUGCCUCACGCGGCACUCCGCUGGCGUGAGCUUUUUGAAGAGAAGUGCUGAGAAAUGAGGCGGCGAUGGAGAGGUAGAACUAGAGAGAGCCUUUAGCUCUGGUUUCCCGCUCUGGCUUUGAAGCCGCUCUUUGAUCUGGGCCAGUUGUGCUCAGAGUGUGAUCAGGAGAAAACAUCAAAGUUUGAGGCAGGGAGAAAUGUUGGCUGAGGGGAGGGACUGGAGCGUUAUUACUGUGUCUGGCCAGCGGGGGCAGGACUCGUAGGGAGAGGAGUUGGAAAAGGUCUGGAAAAAGCACCUGCAGAUGGAAGCGCAGUGCCCACACACACACACAAACAAACACAAAUAAAGACCGUAGGUCGUGAUUCUGGCGUAAUGAAGCUCAUUUGGGCUUAAGGGUUCAAACUGGAGAAAAUGCGCUACACAUUUUAAUAUUCGACGCACGUUAAAUUUAAAUGCAAGAAAACAUAAUGUGAUUUGAAACUGACAGAUUUUUGCAGGCCGAAGUCAACAGUAGUUCACAAAUUCUGUUUAAUACGAUUUUCUCUUAAGCCAAAUUGAUUUUUUUAGUUCCUCUAAUUAUGAAAUAUGAGUUAGGAUGCAUCAGAAUCACGUCGUGUCAAUAUUUAUUUGUGUUUGAUUAUUUGUGAGCACAUUUGUGAAUACGGUUCACUUCACUGUCAUUUAUUUUCUUCUUAAUCUACUAAUAAACAGUCCAAUAGGUGCACACACACACACACACACACACACACAACCUAAAGCUUCUUCCUUUUGAAUUAAAGGUGUCUUCCCAGUUGCAGCGACUAGAAUUGUAUCCUCCUCAUACCUCACAUUGCUUGUUUGGAGUAAUGCUUUCUGUUUUAACGGGACCUUAAUGCCUUUUCCUUUCUCUGAGGAAUAAACUAGAUGUUUAACCGAGUCCUUCCAGCUGUCGUAUGAGCUCCCCUGUGUACAGGAGUGUGACAAACAGUCGGGCAACGCAGACUUGGUAAAAAAUGGCUUUGAUUUGCCUCUCAGAGAUCGUUUGCAUCAGGAUGUGUCUCGGGUGAGAUUUCUGCGUGCAUUUUAUCUCGUGCUUUUGUUCUGCCCGGCGUUUCAUAUCGACCCACGACAUCAUUUAGUCUGACGGUAAUUCUUCCACUAAAACGUCUUAAACCACAUUCAAAUGCACCUUCUUCUUUUGUGAAAGAGAUUUUUUAGGUUUUUUUUUUUUUUUUUUUUACUUGAUUGGGUUUCCAUGUUGUACACUCUUUUCCGGGGCCUGUUUGGUUUAAAUUGAAAAGAAAAAAGUUUUUUGUUUAAGUUACUUUUUUUUACACUUUCUGCAGUGCAGAAUCUCAUUUGACUGCCAGCUGUGUGAGAAGGAAGGAUGCUCGCGAACAAAACCUGAUUUCAGAUGAAACUUACUCCUAAGUGAAGCAGAUCUUUGCACCUUCUCACUUCCUGUGCUGUGGUUUUAACCGGCACGCGUCUCCUUUACAAGCAUCGAAGCAUUUCCUUAUCAAUUCCACUCGACUGCUUGCUUUACGUCAUGGAGGAACUGAACUGAUCAGUGCAUCACCAUUAAUAUUAAAUAUCCUUCCAUUUUAAACACAUUGUAAAGAAACCCUUUGUAAACACUGGAGUACUGUAAAAUAGUUAUUACUGGCAAUGACGACGACGAUAAUAAUGGCUGUCUGUUCUUGUUUUAUAUAAGUGUUGUGGAAAUUGUAAGAAAUUUAAAGUAUUUAAAAAGGUUGUUCUCUUGUUUUUUUUAUUAUAAUUUGGUUUGAUUUUUGUUAUUAUAAUAUAUUAUUGUGUACCUAUUGUAAAUAUGAAGCACACCUAUUUUGCAAGCCAAGGAUUCACUUUGUACUGUUGUUAUAUAUAAAUAAACUUUGCUGGUUAAAAAUUGCAUAGAACCAAAAUC